GCGUCCCCACGGGCAUGGCCCCCGCGCCCGGGACCCGCCACCUGCUCGGCUGCGCGCUGCUGCUCGCGCUGCUGCACCCCGGCGAGCCCCGCGAUGCCCUCCCGGACCCCAGUGUCUUCCUCAUCUUCAGCCAUGGGCUGCAGGGCUGUGUGGAAGCCCAGGGUGCCCAGGUCCGAGUCUCCCCGGACUGCAAUGUCACUCUGCCUGCCCAGCGCUGGAAGUGGGUCUCACGUAACCGGCUCUUCAACCUGGGCACCAUGCAGUGUCUGGGCACCGGCUGGCCGGGUACCAAUGCCACGGGCUCCCCAGGCAUGUAUGAAUGCGACCGUGAGGCCAUGAACCUCCGCUGGCACUGUCGCACGCUGGGGGACCAGCUCUCCCUGCUCCUGGGCGGCCGGGCCAGCAACACGUCCAAGGCUGGCACCCCAGAACGAGGCGACCAGACCCGCAUUGGCCAGUGGCGCAUCUAUGGCAGCGAGGAGGACCUCUGUGCUCGGCCCUACUACGAGAUCUACACCAUCCAGGGCAACUCGCAUGGGAAACCGUGCACCAUCCCCUUCAAAUACGACAACCAGUGGUUCCAUGGCUGCACCAGCACGGGCCGCGAGGACGGGCACCUGUGGUGCGCCACUACCCAGGACUACGGCAAGGAUGAACGUUGGGGCUUCUGUCCCAUCAAGAGUAACGACUGUGAGACCUUCUGGGACAAGGACCAGCUGACUGACAGCUGCUACCAGUUCAAUUUCCAGUCAACGCUGUCGUGGAGGGAAGCGUGGGCCAGCUGUGAGCAGCAGGGUGCCGACCUGUUGAGCAUCACCGAGAUCCACGAGCAGACCUACAUCAAUGGGCUUCUCACGGGCUACAGUUCCACACUUUGGAUGGGCCUGAACGAUCUGGGCACCAGCGGGGCCUGGCAGUGGUCGGAUAACUCGCCCCUCAAGUUCCUCAACUGGGAGAGUGAUCAGCCGGACAACCCAAGUGAGGAGAACUGUGGGGUGAUCCGCACCGAGUCUUCGGGGGGCUGGCAAAACCGUGACUGCAGCAUUGCGCUGCCCUAUGUGUGCAAGAAGAAGCCCAAUGCCACAGCUGAACCUGUCCCCCCUGAUGUGUGGGCCAGCGUCAAGGUGGAAUGCGAGCCCAGCUGGCAGCCCUUCCAGGGCCACUGCUACCGCCUGCAGACCGAGAAACGCAGCUGGCAGGACUCGAAGAAGGCGUGUCUGCGUGGCGGGGGCGACCUGCUCAGCAUCCACAGCCUGGGGGAGCUGGAGUUUAUCAGCAAGCGCAUCAAGCAGGAGGUGGAGGAACUCUGGAUUGGCCUCAAUGACCUGAAGCAGCAGAUGAAUUUUGAGUGGUCCGAUGGGAGCUCUGUGAGUUUCACACACUGGCACCCCUUUGAGCCCAACAACUUCCGGGACAGCUUGGAGGACUGUGUCACCAUCUGGGGGCCGGAGGGCCGCUGGAACGACAGUCCCUGUAACCAGUCCUUGCCAUCCAUCUGCAAGAAGGCUGGCCAGCUGAGCCAGGGUGCUGCUGAGGAAGACCAUGGCUGCCGGGAGGGUUGGACGUGGCACAGCCCAUCCUGUUACUGGCUGGGCGAGGACCAAGUGACGUAUGGCGAGGCCCGGCGGCUGUGCAUGGAGCACGGCUCACAGCUGGUCACCAUCACCAACAGGUUCGAGCAGGCCUUUGUCAGCAGUCUCAUCUACAGCUGGGAUGGGGAGUUCUUUUGGACAGCGCUGCAGGACCUCAACAGCACCGGUGCCUUCCGCUGGCUCAGCGGCGACGAGGUCAUGUACACCCACUGGAACCGGGACCAGCCUGGGUACAGCUGGGGAGGCUGUGUGGCCCUGGCUACUGGCAGUGCCAUGGGGCUGUGGGAGGUGAAGAAUUGUACAGCCUUCCGAGCUCGCUACAUCUGCCGCCAAAGUCUGGGCACGCCUGUGACACCCGAACUACCUGGGCCGGACCCCACACCCAGCCUCACUGGCUCCUGCCCAAGAGGAUGGACUUCAGACCCCAAACUCAGGCACUGCUAUAAGGUGUUCAGUUCUGAGCAGCUGCAGGACAAGAAGAGCUGGGUGCAGGCCCAGGGUGCCUGCAAGGAGCUGGGGGCCCAGCUGCUGAGCCUGGCCAGCUACGAAGAGGAACACUUUGUGGCCAACAUGCUCAAUAAGAUCUUUGGUGAAUCAGAGCCUGAAAUCCACGAGCAGCACUGGUUCUGGAUUGGCCUGAACCGGCGGGACCCUGGAGCAGGACAGAACUGGCACUGGAGUGAUGGACUUGGGUUUUCGUACCACAAUUUUGACCGGAGCCGCCAUGAUGACGACGACAUCCGGGGUUGUGCAGUGCUCGACCUUGCCUCCUUGCAGUGGGUGGCCAUGCAGUGCGACACGCAGCUGGACUGGAUCUGCAAGAUCCCCCGAGGUACUGAUGUGCAGGAGCCUGAUGAUGGCAGUUCACAAGGCCGGAUGGAAUGGCUGCGUUUCCAGGAGGCUGAAUACAAGUUCUUCGAGCACCACUCCACAUGGGUGCAGGCGCAGCUCAUCUGCACGUGGUUUCAGUCCCAUCUGGCCUCGGUGCACAGCCAGGCCGAGCUGGACUUCUUGGCCCACAAUCUACAGAAGUUCUCUAGGGGCCAGGAGCAGCACUGGUGGAUUGGCCUGUACACCUCAGAAACUGAUGGGCGCUUCCGGUGGGCAGAUAAUUCCAUCAUAAACUUCAUCUCCUGGGCGCCAGGCAAACCGCGGCCCCUGGGCAAGGACAGGAAGUGCGUGUACCUGACAGCCAGCCGAGAGGACUGGGGGGACCAGCGGUGUCUGACUGCCCUGCCCUACAUCUGCAAGCGUAGCAACAGUUCCAGAGAAACACCAUCCCCAGACCCGCCCUCCACUGCCCAGGGGGGCUGCCCUGCAGGCUGGGAAAAGUUCCUCAACAAGUGUUUGCGGAUCCAGGGCCAGGACCCCCAGGAUCGAGUGAAAUGGUCUGAGGCCCAGUUCUCCUGUGAACAGCAAGAGGCCCAGCUGGUCACCAUCAACAACCACAUAGAGCAAGCCUUCAUCACUGCCAGACUGCCCAAUGUCACCUUUGACCUCUGGAUCGGCCUCCACGCCUCACAGAGGGACUUCCAGUGGGUCGGGAAGGAGCCGCUGCUUUAUGCCAACUGGGCACCCGGGGAGCCUUCAGGCCCAAGCCCUGCACCCAGUAGGAACAUCCCGACCAGCUGUGCCGUGGUCCUGCACAGCCCCUCAGCCCACCUCACUGGCCGCUGGGAUGCUCGCAGCUGCAUGGAGGAAAAGCAUGGCUUCAUUUGCCAGAAGGACACAGACCCUUCUCUGAGCAGCGCCCCAGCAGCAGAGACCCCGGCCCCAGGCAUGGAGCUCUUCUACCUCAAUGGCACCUUCCGGCUGCUGCAGAAGCCAUUGCGUUGGCAGGACGCCCUGCUGCUGUGUGAGAGCCGGAACUCAAGCCUGGCCCAUGUGCCUGACCCCUAUACCCAGGCCUUCCUCACGCAGGCUGCUCGCGACCUGCGCACCCCACUCUGGAUCGGGCUGUCCAGUGAGGAGGGCUCCCGGCGGUACUCCUGGGUGUCAGAGGCGCCUCUGAGCUACGUGAGUUGGCAGAACAUGGAGCCUCAGCACCCAGGGGGCUGUGCCUACAUGGAUGUGGACGGGUCCUGGCGCACCACCAGCUGUGACAUCAAGUUGCAGGGAGCUGUGUGUGGUGGUAACAGUGGGCCCUCUCCGACCAGAAGGACAAACUACCACGGCAGCUGUCCCCAGGGCCUGGUCGACUCAGCAUGGAUUCCCUUCCGGGAGCACUGUUAUUCCUUUCACCUGGAGAUGCUGCUGGGCCACAAGGAGGCGCUACAGCGCUGCCAGAAAGUGGGUGGUGCGGUCCUGUCCAUCCUGGAUGAGAUGGAGAAUGUGUUUGUCUGGGAGCAUCUGCAGAGCUCAGCUAGCCCAAGUCUGGGUGCCUGGCUGGGCAUGAACUUCAACCCCAAAGGAGGCACCCUGGUGUGGCAGGACAACACCGCCGUGAACUACUCCAACUGGGGGCCCCCUGGCCUGGGCCCCAGCAUGCUGAGCCACAAUAGCUGCUACUGGAUCCAGAGCAGCAGCGGGCUGUGGCGGCCUGGAGCUUGCAGCAACAUCACUAUGGGGGUGGUCUGUAAGCUCCCCCGAGGUGAGCAGUUUAUCUGUCCAUUUUCUGCAGCUGCACUUCCGGAGAACCCUGCAGCCCUGGCAGUGGUGCUGAUAUCUGUGCUGCUGCUUCUGGCUCUGCUGAGCGCUGCCCUGGUCCUCUACCGCCGGCGGCGGGGUGCGGAUCCUGGGACCUUCGAGGGUGCCCGCUACAGCCGUAGCUCCUCGGGCCCUGGCGAGGCCACCGAGAAGAACAUUCUGGUGUCCGACAUGGAAAUGAACGAACAGCAGGAGUAGACCAAGGGCGGCAGGGCAGGAGGAGCUGGGCAGCUGGGCCCGCAACCGCUACCAGUCCAGUGGGCCACUGGAGGAGGGGGGCACCCUAGGAGACACAGUCGGGCUGAGCAGGGACCGAGCUGGGGACCCUCCUGCCCUCUGUGGGCUGGGCCAGGACCUGGCUGAGUGCAGCAAGGCGUUUCCUGUUCGGGGAUCUUAAG
Molecule: messenger RNA, 4636 nt
Organism: Suncus etruscus (white-toothed pygmy shrew)
Lineage: Eukaryota; Metazoa; Chordata; Mammalia; Eulipotyphla; Soricidae
Gene: MRC2
Product: mannose receptor C type 2
Exons: 29
Coding region: 15-4436 (1473 amino acids)
Molecular function (GO): signaling receptor activity
Source: RefSeq, a predicted model, not a curated record